This is a messenger RNA of Salarias fasciatus (jewelled blenny), 2360 nucleotides long. RefSeq lists its product as uncharacterized. Gene Ontology annotation, molecular function: protein binding; cytokine receptor activity. The transcript is spliced from 11 exons. NCBI's taxonomy places the organism in Eukaryota, Metazoa, Chordata, Actinopteri, Blenniiformes, Blenniidae. Gene Ontology annotation, biological process: immunoglobulin mediated immune response; cytokine-mediated signaling pathway. Bases 125 to 2056 code for a protein of 643 amino acids. The record is from RefSeq and is a predicted model, not a curated record. Gene Ontology annotation, cellular component: external side of plasma membrane.
CUCAGCCCGACACACACGCACACACACACACACACACUCACACACACACACACACACACACAGAGCUGCGCCCGUCAGCCGGAUCGCUGUUUACGCGGAGCAGGACCGGGACAGUCGUAGUAUCAUGGGCGAAAAAAGGGGAGGAAACUUGUGGAUCGUCCUGGCUUUGGCGCACGUCGCGGCUGUGGUCGCUCUUCCUCCCGGGCUUGAUGAUAACGCAGACCUCAAUCUGAGCUGUACCAAUGCUUUUGACGACGUGAUCAGCUGCCAUGUGGACCGAGAGGAGUGCUCUGGAUACAGCCUGACAGUCCGGAACGACCGCUGGGCCGAUGAGAAGAACUGCAGUUUGCGGCAGUGUGACGUCGGACGAUGUUGUUGCUCUGUGAGAAUGAUGCUUACCUUACGGGACACUCACACAGUUACAGUCUGGGGGAAAGGCAGAAGCAUGGAGUCCAAAAAGUUUGGUGUUUAUGAGAACAUGAAACCUAAAACUCCGACAAUCAAGUCAGUGAAAGAAUUCAAUGGAAACUUUGAAGUCCUGUGGGACACAAAGAUGCGAGGAAUUGCCAAGAAAAGCCUGACUGCAGAAGUGACUUACUACAAAGCACCAAACAUGACAAAGAAGCGCGUCCCCGCACCACCAGUCGAAGUUGACGGAUUGUCUUACUUUCAAAUACCGGGAAGUGAUUUAGAGCCCAAUACGACCUAUAUGGUCAGUGUGAGAAGCAAGACAAACUGGAGUGGCUUGAUGAGUGACAGCAGCAGCGAAUUUGAAUUCAAAACCCGAAAUGAUUCAAUCAUUCAUCAGCAAAGAGACGAUGAGGCUUCGUCGAGCUCACUGUUUCUGACUGUCAUCGUCAGUCUCAGCGUCGCUGCCAUCGUCCUCAGCGGUGUGAUAUACCUCUGCUUCGAUAGGUUGAAAAGAAAGUGGUGGGACAUCGACACCAAAUAUCCAAAUCUUGUCAUUAAGCAUUCAAGUGAGCAAGAGGUUUUGAGGCCUCUUCCAACCAUAAUCUCCUCUGUCUCAUUUGACCCCAUCAUUUCAGAUGACGGCAAGCAGUGGUCAAAGACGUCAGCGUUGGACUCGAGCGGUGGAAGUCUUCAGCACAGCAGUGGCAUCAGCACUGGAUCCUCAGAUCUCGGUUAUGCAAACACCGAACCAGCGAACAUUAUAGCCAGUGUUCAAGACGCCCUUUGUAAAAUAUUCCCCAACAUCAGCCCCGUGUCACAGCUGCCGUCUGCUCCUGAAGAAAGAAACAACAACAGAGAUUUACCGUCUCCUGCCGGUGAUCCGUGUGGCAAUCCAGCAAAUGAAAUGAGCUGUGGAUCAUCAGGCCUGAUAAAUAAAACUUAUUCCAUUCUUGUUCCACUUGAGAAAAACAGCCCUGAGGUUCACAUGCAGACUGAAAUCUCCUGUGAAUCUACGUACCGUCCUAAUGGGAGAGACGGGUUGGAUGAUCGUCACCAACAGCUACCUGUUGUGCCGGGUUCUGCGCAUGAACUCUUUAAUUUCCUGUCAGCAGGUUCAUCUUCUGUGGAAACGGAUCUGUCUUAUCAGCCGUGCAACCCAGAGUCUGGGACUUUUUCAGAUGGUUCCACCUAUUCUUCCUUCUCUCAUGGCGCCAACACCACCAUGUCCUCUGACCUUGAGAGCAGGGAUGGCAGUGGGUGCGGGAUUGUCGACGAAGCGGUCAGCGGUGCACCGAAACUGAACGGCAGUAAUGAAGGUUCACUCAUUACUGACACAGAAGCUUCCGGUAGCUCUGCUUCUGCCGACCCGCAGGGUGGGCUUUUUGUGGAAGAUGACUACCAGCCAUUUCAAAAUCUCGUGGGGCAGCGUGAUGUUCUGCUUUUGAAGCCAACAGGCCUUCAGCCUGAGAAAGGUUUGGACCGGCAGAAGGAGGACUCUUUGUCAAAGAUCCCCCAGAACCUCUUCGGCCCAACAAGUCCGGGCUCCAUCGAUCUUGCUCUGAGUGGCCAAGCACCUUUUCUUCCCUUUUUGUCUGCUCAACGGUUGCAGUCAGUGACUGUAGACAGUGACUAUCACUCUGUAUAGUUCAGAGACCAUGAUUUGGGGAUCAUGAUUCAUGUUGACACUUGAAAAAGCAACAGUUUUGGGAUCAUUUACUGCAGCUUGUUAUAUUUGCCAUGGCACAUUUAGGUUAUAUCUGCAUAAGUUUCACAUGCAUUAAGAUUUGAAAGGCAUUUUUAAUUACUUCUUGGUUGUUGUCAUUUAAAACCUUUUAGCACCUUGAAUUAUUUAUGUUGUAAAAUGUCAGCUGUAUAAAGUGUUUAGACAUAGUUGUGUUUUUUUUGUGUAUUGCAAGUGUUUGUAUUUUAAUAAAAGAUAUUUAUCGGUU